Messenger RNA from Sarcophilus harrisii (Tasmanian devil), 2909 nucleotides. It is a transcript of the gene TSEN15, whose product is annotated as tRNA splicing endonuclease subunit 15. Gene Ontology annotation, biological process: tRNA splicing, via endonucleolytic cleavage and ligation. Lineage: Eukaryota; Metazoa; Chordata; Mammalia; Dasyuromorphia; Dasyuridae. The record is from RefSeq and is a predicted model, not a curated record. The transcript is spliced from 5 exons. Gene Ontology annotation, molecular function: nucleic acid binding. Bases 1 to 810 code for a protein of 269 amino acids.
AUGCAGAAUGAGACGCGUGUUUUGGAUGUGACCAAAGGCAGGAAUACUUUUGCUUGUUCUUACAAGAUGACGAAUUUGCGGGAGAGUACACGGAGUGCCCGAGGUGACGCGAAGCGCCGGGACGCCUCCCCUCCCCGCCCACUAGGAGGAGCAGCCGCCAGACCACGUGGGCUCGGGGAAGCGGCGGGGCGGAACUUCUGGCGGGCGGGACUCGUUUCCCAGCCGGAGCGCUGUUGGACGCACCCUCGGCGGAGCGAAGCCGCGGCGCACCGCGCGGUGACCGGGCACGCGGCCGGCAUGGAGGCCAGUGGCGGCGCCGACGGUGGCGGCGUCCACCCGCUCUUAGGCGCCCUCGAUGGACAGAACAACUGGAUGACCGGCCAUCCACAGUUUUUGGAGAUGUUGGAGUUGGAUGUGGCAGAGACUUCUCAAGUUUAUACAGCAUUCUUAGUUUAUCUGGACCUUCUGGAAGCUAGAAACUGGCAUGAGGUAAAGAGUGUAGGAUUGCCAGAACUCCAGCUCAUCUGCCUUCAUGGUCAUGAGAAGGAAGGAGAAAGAUUACAGAUUGUGGUACCAACAUCUGUUCAUGCAGCAUUCAGUCAUGAGAGAAUAAGAGAGAUCAUGACACAUGCUUGCAAAUUGCAAGUUGAACAAGAUUCUCCAAUGUCAAUUACACUGGCCAUAGUAGAAUCUGAUUCCACAAUUGUUUAUUAUAAGCUGACUGAUGGAUUCGUGAUGCCAGAUCCUCCUGAUGCAGCUGAGGAAAUUGAUGGUAAGCAGUGGAGAAAGAAAAAGAAACUGAAGAGAUAACUAUAAGUGUGAACUGAAGAACUGAAGUGAGGACAGUUCGUGGGAUCACUGCUGUCAAGCCAAUUUGAGGAUAAGCAAGAACACAGUGAUUCAGUUUACGUAGAAAAGAAUGCAACCUUAACAAGCAACAAAACAACUGCAAAUGUACCCAGCUUCUGCUAGGCCUAGACCCCAAAGAAAUAGAAUCACUAGGGAGAGGGCCCAUAUGUACAAAGACUUUUAUGGCAGCUAUUUCCAUGAGGGCUCCAAAACGGAAAUUAAGGGAGUAUUUACCUAUUGGAAUUGCUAAACAAAUUGUGGUAGGGGAAUCUAACAGAAUAUUAUUGUGCUAUAACAAAUAAUGAAAUGGAUAGUUUCCAAAUGAGAUGGAUGAUCUCCAUGAUCUGAUUCAGAGUGAAGUAAUCUGAAGAAAAAAGAAGGCAUCAGACAUAGCUGAGAUGGAAAUACAGGGCAGAUUUAGUGAUGCUAUAUUCCUGCAGUCUGGAACUCUGACUUAGCCGGGGUUUUGCUCUAAAACUAUGUGUCAAGACCUUGGAGAAGCUUUUGAUUCUCCUGGAGGUAGGUCAGUGUCUGGUCUGUGGUAUGGGCAUUGGGUGGACCAGAGUUCAGCUGGCUUCUUCACCUCCAUGAGAAGACAAGUUCAGUAUACUCUCUCUAGGAUUCACAACUCCACAACAACUGCCUCAACUACACCUUCUUGGGAAAAGAGGACUUUCCUAGCCUCCAUGAGCAGCUAUUCCAUCAGGUUCCAGGCACCUGUCACCAACUACAGUGCUAAAGCUGUCACUUUGACCCUUCUCUUUUCACCUUCAUAGUACGUACCCCUCUCCUCACCUCCCCACUACACACAUCUCUCUGACACUCUGAGAUAGCUCUGUGCUAAUGCUGAGUACCAAGGACAAUAACUACUUGAACUCAUUCCUCAGUGAUGAACAUCUUUUUAUCCUGCUGUAUCCUCCCUAUGCCAGUAAUUUUGAAUCCCUGGCUACCAUUGUUCAAACUUCCAUUCUCUGUCCUCACUGACCACUUCCUUAUAACCAUCCUUCUCAACCCAACCUCCUCCCUCCCCCAAUGACUCACUCUGAAGCCACCCACUUCUACAGUGAUCUCUGUAGAGUAAAAGUACCUAGCUCUCAUCUUAAAAAUUUUUUUAUUUCUCCUCUAUAUGUUGCACUCAUUGAGAUCUGACUCUGUACUAACACCACAUCUCUGGCCAUCCUUUCCAGCUCUGGCUGCAUUUCCAUUCCUUCUCCACACCUUCUCUUUAUCUUCUGCCCACUGGUCUUUGUCAGGAAGUUAGAAUGUUCUCUGUUCUCCAUUACUACUUCCUGGCUCUUGUUCUACCACCAUCAUUCGCCUUUUUUGAGGUUCCUUCAAACCACAUUUAUCAUUCAAUCAAUAUUAAGGUGUCUGUUGUCAAUUAUUUCAUAUUUAUAUUUUUCCAAACACCUUAACCUCAAAUUACCUAUUUCUCAUGACUUACUUUUCCUUCUCAUUUUACCUACAUCCAGAGAUGGCUUUCAUCUUCCCUUCACCUGCAAGUAUUCCACUUCCAUCUUUGUGAACUCUGAAACUCCUUUAUUUGAUCAUAAUCUGCUUUGCAACCUUAAACCAUCCUGAGCUUCCUCACUAGCAGGAAUUCUCUACUCCUUGGUUUGCCUGGCUUCCUUCAGAUUCAACUAAAAUCCCUCCUUCUAGAAGAAUCUUUUCCCAGACUCUUAAUCUUAGUGUCUUUCAGAGAGUACUACUUAGAGAGUACUGUAUUUGUUCUGUAUAUAUCUUGUUUGUACAAAGUUGUUUGUUUAUUAUCUCCUUGUAGGGAGCUUUUCUUUUGUCUCUCUUUGUACCCUUAGCACUUAGUAGAGUGCCUGCCACAUAAUAGACAAUAAAAUGCUUGUUUACUUUGAGCAGAAAUAAGAGAAAAAGUUUAUACCGAGAAAAAAUAGUGAGUCAAUACAGUAAUCGGGGAAUUGUGUUGUAUGUGUGUGUCUUAAUAUUUUUGGUGACUUUUUUUUUGUGUGAGAAGAUUUAAAAAAAUGUAGUUGAUCAAUGGAAGUGUACAUGAUAUGAGAGAGAGGUAAUAAAUAUUUGUAAACAUA